This is a messenger RNA of Cadophora gregata, 4899 nucleotides long. RefSeq lists its product as uncharacterized. The record is from RefSeq and is a predicted model, not a curated record. Gene Ontology annotation, molecular function: glycosyltransferase activity; protein binding. Gene Ontology annotation, biological process: protein O-linked glycosylation. The transcript is spliced from 4 exons. Lineage: Eukaryota; Fungi; Ascomycota; Leotiomycetes; Helotiales; Ploettnerulaceae. The coding region runs from base 1 to 4899 and encodes 1632 amino acids.
AUGAUUCCUCAAGUUGCCUACCACGCUCAACAUCCAUCGAAGCAGUUUGAACAUCAAGGACUUGGUACCCCUUCAUUUGAUCCCCUCCAACAACUCAGAAGCCCGGAUACCUUCGCGCCACUUCCCCUUCGAAGCUCCAGAAAUAGUGGAUCUUCACUGGCCCCUCCAUACCGCGCAUACCCGAUCGAGAAUGAUGGGGUCCUGAAUCCUAGCCUUGUACAGGGCAAGGCCGCUCCCAGUCAUAGCCUCGCUGGGCAAUACCAUGACCCGGCCGAGCAUAUGUUGCGAAGGAAAACACCCAACGGUACUCUGGCUGCUGGCUAUGAUGGAACGCCUGUUCAAUGGUCCAGCAAGGCGCCUGCUUUGAAACACCUUGUACUUCCAGUCUCGAACGGCCACUCGACUACCAAUAACACAUGUACCCCUACAGCAUUGGACAACUCCCGGACAAGAGGGAGAACUGACAGUCUGAGAGGAGCCUCUCAGCAAACAGGACAGAUGCAACGAUCCAAUGUUCACGAAAAAGGGUUUCGACGCAGCCAUAGAGGUACACCCUGGCUCCAGUCGCACUUUCCAGUAGACUCAUCCCAGAAUGUGUGGGAUCACAUUCGACACCAAGAAGCGUCUAGCAUUUACCCAAACAGCGCCGUGAACGUCCCGACCGUCCUCCAACCAUUGUAUCAGCCAGCUCCCGGACCAACUGCGUCCGAUGAUGGUGGCCUCUAUGGUCCAUACUGGCCAGAUGGGCGAUUCGUGCCUUAUCGUCCUGCUGCUGUCAGAGAUCAGGGGGGUAAUAGCCAACAAGGGCCGGUCCCGUCUCUGACCCCGAACUAUGGGUUUGGACAGCAGUAUCUCAUCUCGGCAGAGCCUUUACCACCAUUCCGACAUCUAGCUUUCAGCGAGGAUCCGAGUUUAGCGAAUCGUUCGGGACAGGCAAGCUUCUCUCUUCAAAUGCCCAUUCCAGCGGUCCCGUAUAAACCACCAAUGGCAUCCCAGGCUACUGAUGGCAAUACCGUUCUAUAUGAAAUGUCCGACGAUUGUCGAACUCCCACAGUACAAUCGCCAAGCAAGCCCAGUAUUUCCAGAUUUAGAGAGAAGACUCUCGGAUGGGCCCACAGUAUCUAUGUUGAUCUUCUAGCAUAUCUCCAUCAGACCAGGAAGGAAGCAAAAAAGUCAAGACAUAACCAUGGAUCCGAAACAUACUCGAAGAAUAGCAUAUAUCCAAAGCCACCCCGUCAACCUGCAUCCCACCUAGCUUCAACCCACUGGUCGCAGCCGGACCGCAAUGGCAGCGCAAUGAAAGCACCUCAACACGCUGCCGCAGCGCCAGGACAUUGCCAACCAUCAUUUAGUGCGAGCUUCAUGGGCUGGCAAGGAAUGUCGAAUAUGGAUGCGCCACGUCCUGCCAGAUCAUUCAACCAAGAUGUACCCCAUUACAUGUCUCCUUUUCAAACAUCUCCCCAACUUCCCAUCUCGCCAUUAAGCAAGGCGAAAGAGGCUUUGGAGAUGCUCAAUACCCUAUGCAAUGAGAGCGGCUGGUGUUGGAUUGAUGGCAUGUUAUUAGGAGGGUGUCUUGCAUAUGGUCUUGAGGAGUACCAUAAAGCACUUGAUUGGUAUUCCAAGAUCAUCGCUCUAGAUCCAAGGCACGUUGAAGCAAUAUCAAAUCUCGCAGCCACGUUACUCUGCUUGAAUAGACGCGAAGAAGCGGAACAGUACUGGCUGCAGUCAGUCAAGCUUCGGCCAAGCUAUUUUGAAGCCGUUGAGCACCUCAUCGGCUUGCUUUGCGGCGACCAUAGAGGGACUGAAGCUGUCAGUAUCAUCGAUUUUGUGGAGCGUUCUCUAAGGCUCCCGAAGCCUGAAGAGCCAUCAGAUCAUUUCAGUGAAACUUCAAGCAACGCUGAUCGCGAGUCAUGUGAAUCCACUGGGACAGGUACAGAGAUCAUCGCCCUUGAAUAUGACAUUGAUAGCCAUAAGAUGUUCUCCUCCCCCCGAACACGAGAGAACGAUGAUCUCUCAAUGCAAGCCGGUUUUGGUUCCAGUGGUUUCUCUGUCCCCGGCUCGGAAAACGGGCGAAUUCUUGCAUUGGUUCAUGCUAAAGGCAAUAUGCUGUAUGCUCUUGGAGACAUCAACGGAGCCUCAAAGGCAUUUGAGGAAGCAGUUCUCAUGAGCUCAGGCCGAAGUUACCAUGGGAUUCAGGAUCUUAUCAGAAGGAUUGUGAAUGUUCUGUCGCUGGAUGAGAUCCACCCGUUGCGAGCCGACUUCAGAUCUCCUCCGCUGCAAGCUAGCUCGUCACCACUUUUGCUUCCUCCGGAUAAGGCUCUCCAAACAGCACGACUUGUGUUCACAAGGAAUGGUGAGCUUCCCGGACUUCGACACGUGCCUGAAGGGCUCGCUCGACGAGCUGCAAUUUCAACGACAAGCAAUUCGCUCCUAUCUUUGGCCAAGAUUUUCCAGGAUGCCAUGUCUAAUAACAGCUCUCGCCAGAAAAAAGCGAGGAUGCCGACAGGUGUAGGAGAUAUUUUAGCAUUGUACUACCUGUCUCUAUCGCUUCAACCUAGCCCCUCAACUGCCAACAACGUCGGCAUUCUCCUCGCCAGCGUUCAGCAACCUGCUUCACACCGUCCUCUCCAUCCAAGGAAAUCCUCCAGUCAGCCCACAAUACCAGGUGUAGUGCCCGGUAGUGGAAUUGCUCUGGCACUUGCAUACUAUAAUUACGGACUUAAUCUUGAUUCUCGGCAUGCACACAUAUACACAAAUCUUGGCAGUCUGUUGAAGGAUAUCGGCCAGCUUGCAGCUGCUAUCACGAUGUAUGAAAAGGCAGUGGCCUGUGAUAGCACGUUUGAUAUUGCUUUGGCCAACUUGGCAAAUGCUGUCAAAGACCAGGGCCGCACGAGCGAUGCUAUCCAAUACUACCGACGCGCCGUUGCGUCGAGUCCAGAUUUUGCAGAAGCUGUCUGCGGUCUUGCAAAUGCCCUCAACUCUGUGUGUGACUGGGCUGGACGUGGAGGGGUGAUAUUAGACAGCGGCAGACAGGACAGAUGGCACGUUGACGAAACCGGCAUGAUAACCGACGCAAGAACAAACGGGGAAGGCGGCGGGUGGAUGAAACGUGUUGUUGACAUAGUUGCACAGCAGCUCAAAGAUGGUUCUCUCUGGGGCCGGGGAGUUCUCGUGGACCAAGCGCUUCUCCCUUUCCUUCGCCAACUGGAGGUGGCCGACUCAGGGGAGCAGUGGCCAGCAGAGAAAAGAGAAAGCAUGCAGAUCACACUAAGCUCAUGGGCAGGACAGCGUUGGGAAGGUGCGCGAAUUGUUCGAAUGAUUGAACGAGCCAUCAAGCGCGCCAUGCAUCGAUGGUAUCGCGAUAAACAUGUGCUGAAUCGACAGCUGCCUCCAUCGCACUAUCCUAGGCCCCGAGUACCAGGUAGUUUGACAGUCCCAACUGCACCUACCGUACUGCCUUUCCAUACAUUCACUUGCCCUUUGUCUGCCAAGGACAUUCGAAUGAUUUCUCAACGAAAUGCUUUGAGGAUAUCGUGCUCUACACUCAAGGCCCCAUGGAUGCAAGAGUCUGUUUUCUCUCCGCCACCACCGCCUUCACCAUAUCUGAAUGUUGGCUAUGUAUCAUCCGAUUUCAAUAACCACCCUUUGGCUCAUCUUAUGCAAUCUGUCUUCGGACUGCACAAUCCGGAAAGGGCCAAGGCUUUUUGCUAUGCCACUACCUCGAGUGAUAAUUCCGUCCACCGCCAGCAGAUCGAGCGUGAGGCACCUGUCUUUCGAGAUGCUAGUGCAUGGUCAGCGGAUCGUUUGGUGCAACGAAUCAUUCAGGACGAAAUUCAUAUACUCGUUAACCUCAAUGGCUACACGCGGGGGGCAAGGAACGAGAUAUUUGCAGCUCGGCCAGCACCAAUCCAGAUGUCGUUCAUGGGCUUUGCAGGUACUCUUGGGGCCGAGUGGUGUGAUUACAUCCUGGCAGACAAAACAGCAGUUCCACCAGACACUUUACGGCCUUGGAGAAGGAAUAUCGACCUGGAGGAUCAACUGUUGGAUCACCAGUCUCAUGAGGAAGAGGACUGGGUCUAUUCGGAAAACAUCAUUUUCUGCAGGGAUACAUUCUUUUGCUGCGAUCAUGCUCAGUCGGAACCGCGGGAAACCCAACUUUCAUGGGGCGAAGAGCAGUUACGACGGUGGAAGAUGCGUAAGGAGUUGUUCCCUAGUCUUUCCGACGAUGCCAUCAUCCUCGGAAAUUUCAAUCAACUGUACAAGAUUGAGCCUACAACGUUUCGCACAUGGCUGAGAAUACUAGACAAGGUUCCGAAAGCAAUCUUGUGGCUACUCCGUUUCCCCGAUCUGGGGGAAAGUAAUCUGAAACGUACUGCCCAGGAAUGGGCCGGUGAAAACGUAGCUUCCCGGAUAUGGUUCACCGACGUAGCCCCAAAACAUCAACAUAUUUCUAGAGCUCGCGUUUGUGAUCUGUUCCUGGAUACGCCAGAGUGUAAUGCUCACACAACAGCAGCGGAUGUGUUGUGGUCAAGCACCCCAUUAUUGACCUUGCCCCGCUACACGUACAAGAUGUGCUCACGAAUGGCUGCUUCCAUUCUCAAAGGAGCACUUCCCAAGAGUAAAGAGGGCCGCAAAGCAGCAGAGGAUCUCAUUGCCAAGGAUGAUGCGCAGUACGAAGAGUUUGCGAUUAAGCUUGCCAGUGGCCUUUCGUACGAGCUGCAUUCCUCUGGUUACGGAAACGGCGUUGGAAGACUUGCAGAGCUCCGUAAGCUUCUUUAUGAAAGCAGAUGGACGUGUGCACUCUUUGACACAAAGAGAUGGGUUUCAGACCUUGAAAGUGCUUAUGAUGAGGCGUGGCGACGAUGGGUUGCAAACGAAGGCGGUGAUAUAUAUUUAUAA